Messenger RNA from Phalacrocorax carbo (great cormorant), 4011 nucleotides. The record is from RefSeq and is a predicted model, not a curated record. Lineage: Eukaryota; Metazoa; Chordata; Aves; Suliformes; Phalacrocoracidae.
GAGGGAGCAUUAAAUAAUGGUCUGUGUAAACUGAUGCUCAUGCAGUUUGGAGAAGUGCUGCUUGUACAAGUUAAAGCAGGCAGCGAAGAAAGAGCGACCAAAUAAAAAGCAGCUGCAGGGGCAAAGUGAACCUUGCCGGAAUUAAAAGACAUGUCUUUCUUCACGAGAGUUUUGACAAUGAAGUGCAAGCAGGCGCUUGAAUCCGAGAGGACUCACUUUUACCGUGCGACUUUGGUCAGCAGGUUUCACCAGCUGCCCAAGCUUUCCAGCAGCCAGUCUCUGGAGGUGCAGAAUAACUCGGCGGCAGAGAACAAAGGCGAGGAGAUGGUGGCAGGCUCGGGGCGCGCCGGGGGGCUGCUGAAGCCCACCCCGCACCGGCUGGGCAGGGUGAAGAGCCUGCACGAAAUGCCCGGACCCAACACCUUCUACAAUCUCUACGAGUUCUUCUGGAAGGACGGCUUCGGCCGCAUUCAUGAAAUCCAGCAGAAACACACUCAGGAAUAUGGAAAGAUCUUCAAGUCUCACUUUGGUCCCCAGUUUGUUGUAUCCAUUGCAGAUAGAGAUAUGGUUGCUCAAGUCCUUCGGGCAGAAGGUAGAGCACCACAAAGAGCUAACAUGGAAUCUUGGCAGGAAUACAGAGACUUACGAGGGAGAGCCACAGGACUUAUUUCUGCGGAGGGGGAACAAUGGCUAAAAAUGAGAAGUGUACUGAGGCAAAAAAUUCUGAAACCCAAAGAUGUGGCUGUUUACUCUGAAGGAGUCAAUGAAGUUAUCACAGACUUAAUUAAAAGAAUCCACACCCUCAGAAGUCAAGAGGACGAUGGGGAAACAGUGACCGAUGUUAACAAACUUUUCUUCAAGUAUUCAAUGGAAGGUGUGGCAACUAUUCUGUAUGAAUGCCGGUUGGGCUGCCUGGAAAACAACAUCCCACAGCAGACUGCUGAAUAUAUUGAGGCUCUGGAGUUGAUGUUUAGUAUGUUUAAGACCACUAUGUAUGCAGGUGCUAUUCCCAAAUGGCUUCGUCCACUUAUUCCAAAACCCUGGAGAGAGUUCUGCAGAUCCUGGGAUGGACUCUUCAAAUUUAGUCAAAUUCAUGUCGACAACAAAUUGAAGGCUAUUCAGUCUCAGCUGGACCAAGGAGAAGUAGUAAAUGGUGGGCUACUCACAUACCUCCUACUGAGUAAGGAACUUACUUUGGAAGAGAUCUAUGCCAAUAUGACUGAAAUGCUUCUGGCAGGAGUUGACACAACUUCUUUUACUUUGUCCUGGGCAACAUACUUGUUGGCAAAGCACCCUGAGGUUCAACAACGAGUUUAUGAGGAAAUAGUCAAUAAGCUGGGGAAAGACCAAGUUCCAGUUGCUCAUGAUGUUAUAAAAUUGCCUUUGAUUAGAGCUGUGCUGAAAGAAACCUUGAGGUUAUAUCCAGUAUUGCCAGGAAAUGGAAGAGUGACCCAGAAAGACUUGAUUGUUGGAGGAUACUUUAUACCUAAAGGGACGCAGCUGGCACUUUGUCAUUAUACUACUUCAUACAAUGAAGAAAAUUUCUCGAUGGCAAAUGAGUUUCGACCUGAGCGCUGGCUGAGGAAAGAUAAUUUGGACAGAGUAGACAAUUUUGGUUCCAUCCCCUUUGGUUAUGGCAUUCGAAGUUGUAUAGGAAAAAGAAUUGCAGAACUGGAAAUUCAUCUUGCACUGAUUCAGUUGCUUCAGAAUUUUGAGAUCAAAAUUUCUCCCAAAACCAAACCGGUUCAUGCCAAAACCCAUGGACUUUUGACUCCUGGAAACUCCAUCAAUGUGAAAUUUUCUGACAGAAAGUGAGACUCAGACGUUUUGGAAAUACUUGUGUGAUUUUCAUGGGAACAGACUUGCCUCUUAUGGAUGUUUAAUCGCGUUUGUUCUCUGGUUUGUAGGUAUUUGGUAAAAUGAUCAAGCGUUGUGUUCUGCCUUAGUUCUAGCAGUACAUAAGAGAAAUUACCUCUUGUAUGAUAGAUAAUUACACAUAUGAAAAUAAAUACUGAAAAGAUUCCUUCUUGCACUGGGAAUCUCCCUUUAUCUGGAAAGAUUUCUAGUAAUAACAACACAUGCAUUGAAAAAAAACAAAAUUAAAUUCAGACAUGUCGGUAUCAUUCAGUGGUUUUGUUACACUGCUUUGUCAUUAAAGUCAACUACUCAGUGAGUCUAUUUGAGACCAAGAGGAUUAUUAUAUAAGACGUGAUAAUUAACUGCAUUUAUGAGUGUUUUCCUGUUUCUUGUCCUCCAGUGUUUUUUUAAGUUUCCACCUAACAUUGAAAUUAUGAGAUCAUUUUUCUCUUCUCUGUAAAAACAUUUACUCUGUGUGUGUUAAAAAUUAAUACAGUAGUAUGAAAAGUAAAGACAGAAAAAAUACAAUUUUUCACUUUCUUUAGACUUGAAAUACAGCCAAACGUAAUGCCCAUAAAAUGUUUCUAUAUCAUUAAAUAAAAAUUAAAUGUCUUCAAAACAAAACAAAACAACCCAUUUAAACAUCACAUUGUAAAGUUAUGAACCCAGGAUUGUCCUCAUCACCAAAGCAUAAGCUGAGUGGAAUAGCACAAGCCACUUUCACUGUUCUAGCUAAUAUUAUGCCAAAACCAAAUGUAAAUAAUAAAAAUGACGUAGUUGUUACAUUUUUAUCAUUUAACUAAAAUACUACGAUUAACUAUCUUCACAGUUCUUCAACAGUAAGAACUGGAAACUUCCUGUUGUAACAUUCUGAACCCGUAGGCAGGUGCACUGUUGCCUUCCGUAGGAUGGAAAUGUGACUACCGAAGUAUUUGGAGAUUUUUUACUAUCUGUUGUGUAAUACAUUGAAGAGUGGACACCUGAAAGGGGUUUUUAAUUAUUAUUUUAUUUUUCCUAUGACAACUAACAGAAAAGUCUCUCUUGCACGAUACUUUAGAUAACUUUAGUAUCACUGCACUAACCUUACGUCCUCAUUUUUGAGAGAAACCUUAUACCUUGGAACUGUGUUGUGCCUUGAAAAACACUCAAACCUGCAUAUCCUAAUAUGAAAUUAACUAUGUAAUUAUGUGUAGUUAACUCUUUACAUGUCAGGCUCUGACUUGUUUGUGAGGUAGUUUAUGUACUAAUAAUAGUAAACUUUUCAGAUAUAUGCAGAGUUAGAAAAAACUUGUUCAAUUCAGUUUUUAAAAUGAGAACAUUUUUCUUUGCUCAUUUAGCUAUAAGAAGUCCAAGACAGGUUACAAAUUAAAUAACACACUGUUGUUUUAAUGGUGUACAUGAAAUUCCACACAGCUAACUACUACAGUUACCCUGUUUUAGUAUUUUGGUUGCUUUUUUGUAGUGCCUUUUCAAGGUCUUUAUGAAAGAAAAAAAAUCUCCUUUAUAUGGAUCUCAUAUAUAAAAUAAUAACACUAAACAAAAUUGAUCUGAUCUGUGAGAAGAUUGUUCAUCUGAUGACUUUAAAAUGUUAAUCCUGUAUUGAGCCAUAUAUAUGUACUAAUAGAAAAACAGGUAAUUUGUGGAGGGUUUUUUCCUUGAAUGGGCUUGCCUUCUGAUGCUGUUUUGCAGGGCUUCAUAUGAUUCCCCUUUUUUUUUCUUUCCCAUUGUUAUUUCCAAUUGUCCCCACCUUAAAUAGAAGGAAAAGAUCUUUAUUUGCCAGAGCCAACUGACAUCCCAAAGGUUUUGCAGAGGUCUCUUUAAAAGUCUGUGGAUUUGACUCCAUUAUUCUGCCUGGUUUUGUUGACUUGGGGACCAAAGCGCCCAAUCCUUGAAUCCAAAUUUGGAUUCUGUAUGGUGCCCUCCUUUUGCAUCAUCACAGCAUCAUUAGAAGCACUGCCAUUGCUAUAUUGCAGUACAUUUGCUACCUGGUGUCAGUCCCUAAGUAAUGCAUCACUGUAGAAGAGGGAGAAGGUUCUAAAAUGCUCUUUAAAGCAUUUGAAUCUUUUCAUGAAAACAGAAAGCCUGUGAUUUGUUUUAAUAGAGCAUCUAUCUAUGUAAGUUGACUUUUAUACAUAAUAAAAUAUUUGUACAGAA